UGGAAGUAGGAUCCAACCCUCACACAAUGAUCAAAAAGGGUGUUACUGAAAGUUUUGGCGCUGCAGUCUCUUGUCUGAGCACAGCUCAUCUGACGGAUGAAGUCAUUAAGAGGAGUAAGAGAAUGAUACUGGACACGCUGGGUGUGGGAUUACUUGGAUCUAGCACCCCUGUCUUUAACACAGUUCUUCAGUACAGCCAGAGGCAGCAAGCUGUGAAAAACAGCAAAGUUUGGGCAAGACCAGGAUCAUCUGUUCCACCUCAGUAUGCAGCCUUUGUAAAUGGAGUUGCGGUGCAUUCUAUGGACUUCGAUGACACCUGGCAUCCAGCCACUCACCCCUCUGGCACUGUUUUGCCUGCUGUCCUGGCACUGGCUGAAACAUUGCCUGUCAAACCCACUGGCCUCGAGCUGUUGCUUGCAUUCAAUGUCGGCAUAGAGGUUCAGGGGAGGCUUCUGAGGUUUUCCAAAGAAGCACACAACAUUCCUAAGAGAUUUCACCCACCUGCAGUUGUUGGGGUUAUGGGCAGCGCAGCAGCUACAUCUAAGCUCUUGGGACUACCUCCAGCCCAGAGCAUUGCAGCUUUAGCAAUAGCCUGUUCAUCUGCCGGUGCCCCCAUGGCAAACGCUGCUACGCAAACCAAGCCGCUCCACAUGGGCAACGCUGCCCGGGGUGGUCUAGAAGCCACUGAACUCGCUCUCCUCGGCCUUGAGGGCAAUACACAGAUUCUUGAUCUGGAGUCGGGCUUCGGUGCUUUCUACCCAGAUUACAUCCCUCGCCAACUGGCCGAGGUCACCCCUGCUUCUCAAUACAGGUGGGUGUUAGAAGAUCAGAACAUUGCACAGAAGCGCUUCCCCGCCCACCUUGGCAUGCACUGGGUGGCAGAUGCAGCUAUAGAAGCAAGGGCAAAAAUUCUAGACAAACACCCAAAUGCUGAUGUCAGCCAAAUUCAGAAAAUCACACUUAGAGUGCCCUUAUCCAGAUAUGUAGACUGCCCUCUACCAGUUACAGAGCACCAGGCCAGACACUCUUUCCAGUUCAACUGCUGCACCGCCCUGCUGGACGGUGAGGUCACUGUUGAAUCCUUUAGCAAAAGCCAAAUGAACAGAAGUGCCCUUCAAGAGAUGCUUCUUAAGGUAAACUUGGAAAAUCCACAAGACAAUCACUCAAGCUUCGAAAAUAUGUAUUGUGAAAUUUCCGUGGAGACGACACAGGGGGAAACGUUCACGGCACACUGUGACACUUUUUAUGGUCAUUGGAGGAAACCACUCAGUCAUGAGGAUCUGCUGAAGAAAUUCAGGGCGAAUGCAUCGACUGUGCUAACCCCUGAUUUUGUAGAGGGAAUUAUUUAUACUGUUGACAAUCUAGACAGCAACCAGGACUGUUCAAUGCUGUGGUCAUAUAUGCACUUUAAUAAGCAACACAUGAUGCACAGGCAUGAGCACUGCUUUUCACUUUCAGUUUGAAUUGUAAUGUUUGGCAGAUUUGUUUUAAUUAACUGUAUUUUUAUAUGUAUAAUUACUCAGAGAUAUAAUUUUCCACACAAACUGUAAUUGAGAUAUAAUUUUCAAAUCGGUGCAUUUUUUUAUGGCGUUUUAAAGGCAGUAAUGUGUGAAGAUAAAGUUCUUGAGUUUCUUUCAAAAUUUCUAAAUGUAUAAAUUCUAAUGCAGCAAAACAAAACAUAACAUUUCAAAUCUAUUGCUAUUUAACACGUCUAAGAUUUGUCAUUCUUAAUAAAACUGCUGGUCAACUUGAUUUUAGUUAGAUCCUGGCUAUAAGGCUAAGUCAUUGUUUAGAAAAAUACACAGCAUUUCAUAAUAGUACUAUUUCAAAAGAUGUAGUCUUUGCCCCGAUGGAAAGAAAUUUCCUUUGGUUCGUAAAGCUAAAAGUAAAAAUGACGAAAGAAAGGAAACUACUCACCACACAAAACAUCUCUAUGUCAGCAAAUGUUUCACAACACUUAACAUUUAUACAUGUAUUUUUUUUCAGCUGGGUUUCAGCUGGGUUAGUAUUGAUGUAAAAGAGAGCAUGUGUGCAUUUUCUUGUCAAAACGGGCCGAAAUAAAAUAUCAACAUAACAUAUA
Molecule: messenger RNA, 2080 nt
Organism: Triplophysa rosa
Lineage: Eukaryota; Metazoa; Chordata; Actinopteri; Cypriniformes; Nemacheilidae
Gene: acod1
Product: aconitate decarboxylase 1
Exons: 5
Coding region: 27-1463 (478 amino acids)
Molecular function (GO): lyase activity
Source: RefSeq, a predicted model, not a curated record